AGCACUCGCCACGCCCUGUUAUUUAUACUGUACGUGCUGCGUGAUUGUGUGCCGGGUCGUCACACGGAGACUCGGCCUAUCAGCACUCGUGGGCGGGGCGUAAAUCGGGCCUGGGUAAUCUAGGCCGAGAGAAUCGGCGAGGAGCAGCAGCAGCACACGUGGAGGUGUAUCGGUAGGAGAGGCAAGACAUCAUGACAGAGCAGGAUGUGGAAAAUGAGUUGUUGGACUAUGAGGAGGAUGACGAGCCCCAGGCAGCAACUGAGACUCCGGCACCAGCCGGCAGAAAAGAAGUUAAAGGGUCGUAUGUGUCCAUACACAGCUCUGGUUUCAGGGACUUUUUAUUAAAGCCUGAACUCCUUCGAGCCAUUGUGGACUGUGGCUUUGAACAUCCCUCUGAAGUUCAACAUGAAUGUAUCCCUCAGGCCAUCCUGGGCAUGGACAUCUUGUGCCAGGCCAAAUCGGGUAUGGGGAAGACUGCUGUAUUUGUCCUGGCCACUCUUCAGCAGAUUGAAGCAGUGGAGGGACAAGUCUCUGUUCUUGUUAUGUGUCACACUCGUGAGUUGGCCUUCCAGAUCAGCAAGGAGUAUGAAAGAUUCUCCAAAUAUAUGCCAACAGUUAAGGUUUCAGUAUUUUUUGGUGGUCUCUCUAUUAAGAAGGAUGAAGAUACAAUACACAAAAGUUGUCCUCACAUUGUGGUGGGAACUCCAGGGCGUACCUUGGCACUUGUUAGACAAAAGACACUAAGUUUGAAAAACGUUAAACACUUUGUCCUGGAUGAGUGUGACAAGAUGCUGGAGCAGCUAGAUAUGCGCAGAGACGUGCAGGAGAUAUUCCGUCUCACCCCUCACGAGAAGCAGUGCAUGAUGUUCAGUGCCACUCUCAGCAAGGAAAUUCGGCCUGUCUGCAGGAAAUUCAUGCAGGAUCCUAUGGAGGUCUUUGUGGAUGAUGAAACAAAGUUGACGCUUCACGGCUUGCAGCAAUAUUACGUCAAGUUGAAAGACAGCGAGAAGAACCGCAAAUUGUUUGACCUGCUAGAUGUGCUGGAGUUCAACCAGGUGGUGAUCUUUGUAAAGUCUGUGCAGAGGUGUGUGGCACUGGCUCAGCUUUUGGUAGAACAGAACUUCCCGGCUAUCGCUAUCCAUAGGGGCAUGCAGCAAGAGGAGAGGCUAUCCCGAUACCAACAGUUCAAAGACUUCCAGAGGAGAAUUCUGGUGGCCACAAAUCUUUUUGGACGUGGGAUGGAUAUUGAGAGGGUUAAUAUUGUCUUCAACUACGACAUGCCUGAGGACUCUGAUACCUACUUGCAUAGGGUGGCUCGUGCGGGCCGGUUUGGCACAAAGGGUCUAGCUGUGACUUUUGUAUCCGAUGAAGAAGAUGCCAAAAUCCUAAAUGAUGUCCAAGACCGAUUUGAAGUCAAUGUGGGCGAGCUGCCUGAUGAGAUAGAUAUAUCAACCUACAUUGAACAGAGUCGAUAACACCCCAUUCCUCUGCUGCCUGCUCUCAAGCCGAUGUUCUUGGUUCCUCUGUGCUCCUUGUCUGCCCACAACCCCGGCAUGGGGAUGUUUCUUGAUUUUACAAUAUCCAGGGAUUUUUUUAUUAAUGAGUUUGGGUUUUUGUGUAAAGAAGGGAACGGAAUUAAAAGUUUUUUAUGGUUUAAA
This is a messenger RNA of Pseudophryne corroboree (corroboree frog), 1658 nucleotides long. It is a transcript of the gene DDX39A, whose product is annotated as DExD-box helicase 39A. The record is from RefSeq and is a predicted model, not a curated record. NCBI's taxonomy places the organism in Eukaryota, Metazoa, Chordata, Amphibia, Anura, Myobatrachidae. Gene Ontology annotation, biological process: mRNA export from nucleus; mRNA splicing, via spliceosome. Bases 192 to 1475 code for a protein of 427 amino acids. Gene Ontology annotation, molecular function: ATP binding; RNA helicase activity; RNA binding. The transcript is spliced from 10 exons.